AUGACGAAUUCGAAUCGAAUUCGCAUUCGCGAACUGAGAAAAGAAGAUUGCAUGCAGUUGUGGAAACUGCAUUCAGAAUUGUUUCCAGUUGAAUAUCCUUAUUCCUAUAUUUUAUCUUUCCUCAAUAAUUCAUCAUAUUGUAUUGUAGCGACCGUAAAAAAUGAAAAAAAUACAGAUAAGAUAAUUGCAUUCGUGUCUUUACAUCUUGAAUGGAAAUCUGUUUUCUCAACUGAUCGCACAGCAUAUGUUUCCACAUUUGGGGUUAUUGAAGAAAAGCGAAGAUCCAAAAUUGGCUCAGACAUCAUGAAUGUUAUAUUCGAUGUAAUGCUAAAACAUUAUAAAAUCCAUCAUAUGUACUUACAUAUGCAACAAUCAAAUUUAGCUGCUAAAAAUUAUUAUUUAAAUACAGGAUGGAAGAUUACCAAAGAUCUCAAAGACUUUUACCAUAUCAAAAACCAGUGCAAUGAUGCAUAUUACAUGACUUACGAUAUUCCUGAUAAUUUCGUUCCUCUUUUUAAAAAUAUGUUAGAAAUAGACCAGUCCAUACAAAAGAAAGUUAAUGCGCCACAGAAUCUUGCUUGGAUUUCAUCAUUCUUUAAGAAUAAGUAA
This is a messenger RNA of Trichomonas vaginalis G3, 609 nucleotides long. Its product is annotated as peptide alpha-N-acetyltransferase protein. The record is from RefSeq and is a predicted model, not a curated record. Gene Ontology annotation, molecular function: acyltransferase activity, transferring groups other than amino-acyl groups. NCBI's taxonomy places the organism in Eukaryota, Parabasalia, Trichomonadida, Trichomonadidae. Bases 1 to 609 code for a protein of 202 amino acids. The transcript has a single exon.